AAACAACAUACACAGCUUUAAAGGUGUUUUUGACAACAUCAAACUGAUUAAAAAAAGGGUGCUCUGAUCUCUAUUAUAACCAACACCAUUGGCUUCUAUAACCUACAUAUCUGCAGCUUUUCAUUUUCUAACUCCCAUAUUUCUUCUGUGCCAAUUGCUUCUUUCUCUUUGCAUUUCUUUUCCUCCAGCAGAGACGGUUUAUUUCCAUGUACUGUUUUAUUUAUCCCAGCAGUCAAAGUAACACCAUUAUAUGUUGUUGAUGACAAGAGAAACCACGGAUUUGUAGAUUGUACGCGGGCCGAUUGCCAGGUCAUCUAAUAGUCUUGCGUAGGACAUGGCACGUUAACAUAGAGGUUUUUAACGAUAAAAGAAAGUGAUUAUCGGCGGCUCUUUCCUUGCAAGAAGCACAUGAUUGAACUGAGGAACAUAAUGUGGCGCAUGAUACAACAUUGUAAGAACAUUAACCAACUCAAACAAAUCCAUGCCCUAAUCUUAACAUCUCCGAAUUUGGACCAAAAAGACCACUAUUUUUUAAUUUCCCGUCUUCUGUUCUUUGCCGCUCUUUCAGAUUCUGGCUCUCUUGCCUACGCCGCAGAUAUUUUUCAUUACAUAAAGAAGCCAAAUCUCCCAUUCUAUAACAUCAUGAUCAGGGCCUAUGCAUCUAAAAGCAACGUAGAUUAUGAUGAUGCUCGUUUGUGUCAGGCUCUAAUACUAUACAAGCAAAUGCUUUGCAAUGACAUCUCACCUGAUUGCCUCACUUUUCCAUUUCUAUUAAAAGAAUGCACGAGGAAUGUAGCUAUAUACGGGGGCAGAGGUAUUCAUGGACAUGCUAUAAAGCUUGGGCUUUACAGUGACCUCUUUGUUCAAAAUUCAUUGAUAAGUUUUUAUUCGGCUUGUGAAUUUGUGAGUAAUUCAAGGAAGUUGUUUGAUGAAAUGUCGAAUAGGGAUGUUGUUUCUUGGAAUUCAAUGAUUAUUGGGUAUUUGAGAAGUGGAGAUCUUGACCAAUCAUUGAAUUUGUUUCGUAAAAUGAAGAUCAAUAGGAAUGUUAUUACUUGGAAUUCAAUUAUUACAGGGUUUGUCCAAGGUGGCCGGCCAAAGGAGGCGUUGGAGUUUUUUCAUGAAAUGCAGUGUUUAAGAGACGAUGACGGUAUCAAUAAUAAGGUCAGACCGGAUAAGAUUACCAUUGCUAGUGUACUUUCAGCUUGUGCGCAUCUUGGUGCUAUUGAUCACGGGAAGUGGGUGCAUAGUUACUUACGGAGAAGUGGCUUAGAGUGUGAUAUGGUAAUUGGGACUGCAUUAGUGGACAUGUAUGGUAAAUGCGGUUGUCUUCAAAGAGCUUAUGAGGUCUUUAGAGAAAUGUCUGAAAAGGACACCUUGGCAUGGACGGCUAUGAUUUCUGUAUUUGCGCUUAAUGGGUUUGGUAAGGAGGCUUUUGAUAUGUUCAAUGAGAUGGAAGCAGGAGGGGUGAAGCCUAACCUUGUCACUUUUGUGGGAUUAUUGUCAGCUUGUGCUCAUUCUGGAUUAGUAGAGACAGGUCGUUGGUGUUUUAAUGCUAUGAAAAGCGUUUAUUCAAUUGACCCACAAGUCCAUCACUAUGCAUGCAUGGUUGAUAUACUUGGUAGGGCUGGACUGUUUGAAGAGGCUGAGCAACUUAUUAGGAAUAUGCCAAUGGAGCCUGAUGUAUUUGUUUGGGGUGCCUUGUUAGGAGGAUGCCAAAUGCACGGUAAUGUACAACUAGGGGAAAGAGUAGCACAGCAUUUAAUUGAUUUGGACCCACUGAACCAUGCUUUCUAUGUGAACUUGUGUGAUAUAUAUGCAAAAACUGGUAGAUAUACUGAUGUCAAGAGAAUUAGAGCCGCAAUGAAUGAACAGGGGAUUAAGAAGGAAGUCCCUGGCUGUAGCAUGAUUGAAGUCAAGGGAAUUGUUCAUGAGUUCUCAGUAAUAGGUUCACCUAAUAUUGUGAUGGAGGAAUUAAUUUCUGUCUUGAAUGCAUUAAGUAAUGAGAUGAAGAUCAAUAAUAAUCUACAUUGAUGCUGACUGGGGCAGUCCUAAUUGGAUCACAGUCUGUGAUCUGGAAGGUCCAACUAAAGUAUUGGCAUGGUCCAAAUGCAACUGGGAGAAGCAGAAAGUAUCAUCUUGAAGAUUGACAUAGAGAUAGUAAUUGAAGCAUGUCUAAGAUUUUUUCUUUUUUCUUCUCCAUGAAAUAAGAGAGAAAAAGAUAGCGUGUGAAAGGGUGUCAGGAAUUGGAAGUCCUUUAAGUUGAUUCCAGAUAUGCAGUAGGGAUUCGGUAUUGGAAUUACAAUAUACCAUUUUUAGAAAUGACAUUUUGCAGGAUAUGCUGAUGAAGUCAAGCUUAGACUCGAAAUUUAAGGUGGGAUUUGGGGUUGAACUGAAUGCUCUAUCAGGCUGUUAGAUGGCUUUGGAACCGGAUUUACCAAAACCUUUGAUUAUUCAAGUGCUACAGUGUACUGGCGUGUGUUGUUUUAUUGUGGAGUAUUAUAAUGUUACUUGAUGUUAGCUUGGAAGCCUCCCUAAAGGAAAAAAUCAGAAUCAAUCAUGAUUUCAUUUAUGAAUUGAUCAAGUGCAAGAGGGGAUCAGAUGAAAAAUGAAGUACUCGAUGUAAGUAAAUUUACUGGUUUUGUGGUGUGCUCUUUUUAUUUGCAAUAGAGCAGGGAAUGAAUGGAGAUAUGCAGUCGAGGUUUUUGUUGGAGAGUGAGAAGGAUCCAGAUAAGAUGACUGAUCAAUAUUGAGAGAAUAUAACUCUAAAUUUCAUCAUACCUGGCAGUAACACAUCUGCAUAUACGCUCACUCGGUUCUUUUACUUGCUAUGUAGACAUCCUCUGCUUCAAGAGAAGCAGUGUUGGAAGUGGGUUAGAAUUUCUGCUCAUGACUUUACAGAAUUAAUUACUGAAGAACCCUGGACAAGAUGCAGUACCUUCAUGCUGCACUUGCUGAAACUCUGAGACUGUAUCCAGCAGUUCCAACGGAUGGCAAGAAUGCAGUAGAGAUGACAUUCGCUCUGAUGGUUUCGGAGUGAAAAAAGGAGAUGGUGCCAUUGGAAGAAUGGCACACAUUUGGGGAGAUGAUGUUGAGGAUUUAUAUCCAGAAAGUGGUUUGAGAAUGGUGUCUUUCAGCCACGAAGUCUUCCAAAUUCACUGCAAUUCAAGUCAGCGGCAUAUAUUUGUUCGAUUCAUUCAAUAGAGUUCCUUGAUUCAUCUUAAUGAUACGCUUGGCGUUUUUUUUAUCAAUCAUUAGUCUGGUCCCCGGAUUUGUCUAAGAAAGGCAAAUGAAAAUUCUUGGCUGCGACUCUCCUCUAUUUCUUCAGAUUCAAAAUUUACAUAUAGAACCAUGUCUGCUCUUCACAUGGAUCGAGGACUACAUUUAUAUGCGAUUCCGAGGCUGUAAACAGUCUGGUCUUAGUGUGUGGGCUGAUGCCAGACAUCAUUUAGUAAAUAUUUAAUACCAAAGAUCAAAAUGAUUAAUUGGGAAUCAAAA
Ricinus communis (castor bean) is the source of this 3495-nucleotide messenger RNA. RefSeq names its product pentatricopeptide repeat-containing protein At5g66520. Gene Ontology annotation, biological process: RNA modification. The transcript has 2 exons. The coding region runs from base 409 to 2031 and encodes 540 amino acids. The record is from RefSeq and is a predicted model, not a curated record. Gene Ontology annotation, molecular function: RNA binding; protein binding. NCBI's taxonomy places the organism in Eukaryota, Viridiplantae, Streptophyta, Magnoliopsida, Malpighiales, Euphorbiaceae.